AAUAGGAAUUAGGUUCCAAGGUUGUGAUACACAUUUCUGCCCCUCAUAAAAAAAAGUGUCUUAUCUUUUCCACAUUCCCCCUUUAUUUUGUCGCACUCUCCCAGGUACACGCCCUUUGCCUUGUCAGGAAAAAAAGUUGAAGAAAAAACUAAAUCACGGAAGAGAUUAUGCAGCGCUAGUUUGGCAAGUUUCUUUUGCGGUCUCAAAGCAGCGGAGAUAGACGGAAAACAAACACAAAGUUGGGCACAUUUGAUCUGUUCGCUUGUCCUAUAGGAAGUAUAUGAGAGAGACAGCAGUCAUGGAGUCAGCCAUUCAGACGGUAGUGGGUGUCUUCCUGAAAUCAGCCAAAGGGAAGGAGAGUUUGGGAGGGAAUGACUUCCAGAAGCUGGUGAAGAGCCAGCUCCACAACAUCAUGAUGGACACUGACAGCUCCGAGGCGGUGAAGAAAAUGCAACAGGGCCUGGACGCUAACCAGGACGGUAAAGUCAACUUCGAGGAGUACAUGAAGCUGGUGGGCUACCUAGCAACCUCCCUGAGCGUGCAAUGCACCGCUGCCGUGGACACGCCAGCUGAGAGUGCGGCCGCCACAACAGAGACCAAGAAUGCACCAGCAGCAACAGAGGUAAAGGAAGAGAAGGCAGAAGCCGAGGCACAGCCAGAGGAGGCACAGGCUGAGCCAGAGACAGCCACAACUGUAGAGGCACCAGCAGAGGCAGUCGUAGAGGCAGAAAAGGUGGAAGAGGUGAAAAAGGUGGAGGAGCCAGCACCAGCAGCAACCGAGGAGGAGAAGACAAAGGAGGCCUCAUAGGAGUUUACCACCGGUCCAGUCCGGACAUUACAAUACACACCAACACCAAACUGAUAGACACCUCACUACCCUAAAACAAACUACAGUACACUAUGCAACCCACCCUUCAAACAGGAGUGCUAAUACCAUAAUAAUAAUAAUAAUACCAUGCAGUACAGUAUAUGUUGCAACACCACAGUAGCACAUACAUGUUGAUACACAUACAUAAACCCAGUAUUUGGUACUAAAAUAAACUACACUACAAUUAUUUACAUUGCAGCGGUACAUGCCAUUAUGUUGAUAUACUUCCCCCUAUAUAGCACACUAUACUUUAUUAUAUGUAUAUAUAAUUCAUUCUGCCAUUCAUUGAUGUGAAAUUUUGACAUCCUCUGAAAUUGACACAUUUACACACCUGUAGAGCUGAUUCAUCUUGAUAUACACUGACACACAUGCAAUACUAAAUGUUUUUAUAUUUGCAUUCCUUCUUUCUCCCUUUGCUCAUCUACAAUGACGCAAUGCAACACUAUACUACAGUACAUUCCACAAUGUACAGUCAAGUCAGGCCAUCUCAAGUUGUACUUGACAUUUGCUACACAUCAAAUUCUCCAGUGUUAAAUUAACACUGACAGUGUUAAAUCAAGUCCAAGUACCAGAUUGGAAUAGUUUAGAAAAAUGUAUGUUAGUUAUAUUUGAGAAGAAUAAGAUUAAUGAAUGUACAUGCAAAUACAUAGAUAUUGAAACAAUUCUAAAAAAUAUGCCUGCAGUAGAGCAUGCUGGGAAAUAUGAUAAUGAUGGGUGUGGUUUUGGUUUAACACUGGUUAUUAACACCAACACUGGGAUUAUUUUACACCAAUGAGUGUUAAUUUAACAAUUACAGAGAGAAUUUAACACAACUUAACAUUAGAAAUGUUACAUUGACCAAUUUGCUUUGCAAGAUUGUCUAAGUGCUCUCUCUCUCUUUUCUUCCCUUGCAACUCUGUCAUUGAUAUUAAGCUCUGACAUGGCAUGACAUGACAAUAAACAAAUUGUGUUGCUAGG
Messenger RNA from Oncorhynchus keta (chum salmon), 1825 nucleotides. RefSeq lists its product as uncharacterized. Bases 281 to 808 code for a protein of 175 amino acids. Gene Ontology annotation, molecular function: calcium ion binding. Gene Ontology annotation, cellular component: perinuclear region of cytoplasm. The record is from RefSeq and is a predicted model, not a curated record. Lineage: Eukaryota; Metazoa; Chordata; Actinopteri; Salmoniformes; Salmonidae. The transcript has 3 exons.